This is a messenger RNA of Coffea arabica (coffee), 957 nucleotides long. Its product is annotated as actin-depolymerizing factor 7-like. Lineage: Eukaryota; Viridiplantae; Streptophyta; Magnoliopsida; Gentianales; Rubiaceae. The record is from RefSeq and is a predicted model, not a curated record. Gene Ontology annotation, molecular function: actin binding. Gene Ontology annotation, biological process: actin filament depolymerization. Gene Ontology annotation, cellular component: actin cytoskeleton.
UAGGACAGAGGGCUCAGUGAUUGCCAGAAGUAAUUACAUGGGAAGGUUAAGGGUCAUUAUCUGUUUAAAGAUUCAGAAUUUGUAAAUAAGUAGGGUUACAAUUUGCAUUUCUUUGUACAAUCUGUUAUUCAACUGGUGUAUACAACGUAUGCAAUGCUGUGUAAAUCGAUGGCACUGAGCUUCUUGCCCCUCUAGACCCCUAAAGCAGUUAUUGUCAAGUGUACAUAAUUUCUAAGGAAAACGGGGUGGCCAAAGGUUCUCGGAGUUAGACAUCAUGGCAAAUUCGGUCUCUGGUAUUGCUGUUCAUGAUGAAUGCAAGCUGAAAUUCCUGGAGCUAAAAGCAAAGAGGAAUUACAGAUAUAUUGUGUUCAAGAUCGAUGAUAUAUCCAAGCAAGUGGCAAUAGAGAAGCUCGGGAGUCAUGAUGAAACCUAUGAAGAUUUCACUAACAGCUUACCAGCUGAUCAGUGUCGAUAUGCUGUUUUCGAUUACGAUUUCACAACGGAAGAAAACUGCCAUAAAAGCAAGAUUUACUUCAUAGCAUGGUCUCCAGACACAUCAAAGAUCAGAGCUAAGAUGGUCUACGCAAGCUCCAAAGAUAGAUUCAAGAGAGAAUUAGAUGGUAUUCAGGUUGAGUUGCAAGCUACUGAUCCUAGUGAGAUGAGCUUGGAUGUCAUCAGAUCACGAGCUCUGUAGAUUCUCAAACAAUUUCACUUGCACCGCAAUUUUAGUUUCUAUUUACUAUUCGCUUGUUUGUUUGUUGGAUGGGGUGCAAGAAAUACUAGACUUCAGCCUCAGUUCAACUCUGAAGCAACAAUGCUACUUUUUGUUUUGGCUGACUUGAGAGAGGUUACAUUACAUCUAGUGUUAGUGGAGUAUGCUGUGUAAGCUACUAGUUGGAACUUCAUCUGUUUUGACUUGAUACUAGAUAUAUACACGCGUAGAGUGUUUAUUGCUCA